Pneumocystis carinii B80 is the source of this 1687-nucleotide messenger RNA. Its product is annotated as GMP synthase (glutamine-hydrolyzing) domain-containing protein. Bases 26 to 1651 code for a protein of 541 amino acids. The record is from RefSeq and is a predicted model, not a curated record. NCBI's taxonomy places the organism in Eukaryota, Fungi, Ascomycota, Pneumocystomycetes, Pneumocystales, Pneumocystaceae. Gene Ontology annotation, molecular function: GMP synthase activity; GMP synthase (glutamine-hydrolyzing) activity; ATP binding. Gene Ontology annotation, biological process: GMP biosynthetic process. The transcript has 6 exons. Gene Ontology annotation, cellular component: cytosol.
CAACGUCAAAAAUUGAAAAAAAAAUAUGAUGGAUGGAUUGGCACAUAUUAGGGCCCAGAAAAACCCAUUUUCACGCAGAAACGAAAGAACUACGGGUCCUGACAUGAUAAUAGUUCUUGAUUUCGGAUCACAAUAUAGCCAUUUAAUUGUUAGAAGACUUAGAGAUUUAAGCGUCUAUUCAGAGCUUUAUCCAUAUAAUCAGAGUGUUAAAGAGCUUAAAAUAGUUCCUAGAGGGGUUAUUUUGUCAGGAUCGCCGUAUUCGGUGUACUCUGAGGAAGCACCCCAUGUGGACCCAGAAAUUUUUGAAUUGGGGGUCCCUGUGCUUGGUAUUUGUUACGGAAUGCAGGAAAUAGCAUGGUGGAAUGGAAGAGGAGUUGUUGGAGCCGAAAAACGGGAGUAUGGACAUGCGAUUUUGAGGGUAUUGGAUAAACCGGGAAAUUUGCUUUUUGAAGGGAUAGAAGGGAGCCAGGAGGUCUGGAUGUCGCAUGGAGAUGCUCUUUCAUGUCUUCCUGAAGGGUUUUUUUCUAUAGCAGAAACAGAGAGUUCAGCUUAUGCGGCAAUUGGACAUAAAAAGAAAGAUAUUUUUGGGUUACAGUUUCAUCCGGAAGUGACGCAUACGAAAUGUGGUAUUGAUAUAUUGAGAAACUUUUCAGUUAAAAUAUGUAAAUGUUCUGAAAAUUGGACGAUUGGAUCUUUUUUGGAGAAGAAGAUUGAGGAAAUUAAACGAUGUGUAGGUGAUGAAGAUCAUGUGAUUGGAGCAGUUAGUGGUGGAUUGGAUUCUUCAGUAGCAGCUAAGAUUAUGAAAGAGGCGAUUGGUGAUCGAUUUCAUGGGAUUUUUGUUGACAAUGGGCUUAUGAGAUUAAAUGAAUGUUCUCAGAUUGUCGAAACUUUAAACAAACAUCUUGGAAUCAAUAUUUCUGUAGUAGAUGCUUCUGAGCAAUUUUUAAGUAAUCUUAAAGGUGUAAAAGAUCCUGAAGAUAAAAGAAAAAUCAUUGGAAAUACGUUUAUUUAUGUAUUUAAGGAUGAAACUAAAAAAAUCAAUUCUAGAAUUGAAAACAAAAUAAAAUUUCUAGUGCAAGGAACUUUAUAUCCAGAUCUUAUUGAAAGUGUUAGUUUUAAAGGACCAAGUCAGGUUAUUAAAACACAUCAUAAUGUUGGCGGUUUGUUAAAAGACAUGCCUUUUGAUUUAAUUGAACCUUUAAGAGAACUUUUUAAAGACGAGGUUCGAGAAUUAGGUAAACUUCUUGGAUUACCUGAUGAUCUCAUUUGGAGGCACCCUUUUCCUGGUCCUGGACUUUCUAUAAGAAUUCUUGGUGAAAUUACUCGUGAACAAUUAGAAAUUCUGCGUCAUGCAGACUUUAUUUUUAUUGAAGAAAUUAAAAAAGCAGAAAUAUAUAGGAAAAUUAGUCAAGCAUUUGUAGCCUUAUUGCCUGUAAAAACUGUAGGUGUAAUGGGAGAUAAACGAACAUAUGAACAAGUUGCUGUUCUUAGAGCAGUCACUACUUCUGAUUUUAUGACUGUCGAUAUUUAUGAUUUUGAUAUCAAGUUUCUUAAAUAUGUUAGUGCAAGAAUAAUCAAUGAAGUUAAAGGAAUAAAUCGUGUCGUUUAUGAUACAUCUACAAAGCCACCUGCUACAAUUGAAUGGGAAUAGAAUAAAUAUUAUGUCCUCAACAACUUUUAUCAUUUA